This is a messenger RNA of Racocetra persica, 309 nucleotides long. NCBI's taxonomy places the organism in Eukaryota, Fungi, Glomeromycota, Glomeromycetes, Diversisporales, Gigasporaceae. The record is from the annotation of a GenBank genome assembly.
AACCUUUAUACUGUCCUUGGAAGGAUGCAUAGUAAUACCCAUCAGCAUUCUGGUUCAAAGAAAACUUUUGAUGCGAUAUACGUCGCUCAAUAUACACAAUAUUGUACAAAAAGAAAUUUUCCUGCACCCAUUAUUGGAAAGACCAUUAUUUCAAAAAAAUUUUUGCAACGUAUGCAAACAUGUUCACUAUGUGCUAAAGAGGCAGCAGAAGUUGCUGCGUUCUUAUUUUCUGUUUUUACUAUCUUUGGGCCUCCGUACAUUUUACAAAGCAAUAAUGGGCAGGAAUUUAUCGCACAAAUUAUUUAUUAA